Messenger RNA from Ceratitis capitata (Mediterranean fruit fly), 1720 nucleotides. The record is from the annotation of a RefSeq genome assembly. Lineage: Eukaryota; Metazoa; Arthropoda; Insecta; Diptera; Tephritidae.
AUUUGUAGAAUUAGAUUUUUAGUUCUUGUUAGAAUUAGAUUUUUUACAUUUUUAUUAAGUUUAAAUUUUAUAUUAAAUGAAUAUUGUGUAUUUUUAGAAUGAGAAGUAGUUAGAUUAAAUUCUUCUAGAAUUGUUAUAACAUUUUUGUUUGAUUGAAUGAGUUUAUUAUUUAUAUCUUUUGUUUUAUUGAUUUCUUCUUUAGUUAUUUAUUAUAGAAAAGAAUAUAUAAUAGGAGAUAUCAAUAUUAAUCGUUUUAUUAUGUUAGUUCUUAUAUUUGUUUUAUCAAUGAUAUUAUUAAUUAUUAGUCCUAAUUUAAUUAGAAUUUUAUUAGGGUGAGAUGGUUUAGGAUUAGUUUCUUAUUGUUUAGUAAUUUAUUUUCAAAAUGUAAAAUCUUUUAAUGCUGGGAUAUUAACUGUUUUAUCAAAUCGAAUUGGAGAUGUCGCUUUUUUAUUAGCAAUUGCUUGAAUAUUAAAUUAUGGGAGAUGAAAUUAUAUUUUUUAUUUAGAAUCAAUAAAAAAUAUAAUUGAAAUACAAAUUAUUGGGGGUUUAAUUAUAUUAGCAGCUAUAACUAAAAGAGCACAAAUUCCUUUUUCUUCUUGGUUACCUGCGGCUAUAGCAGCUCCUACCCCAGUUUCUGCUUUGGUUCAUUCUUCAACUCUAGUUACAGCUGGAGUUUAUUUAUUAAUUCGAUUUAAUAUUUUAUUAAGAGAAAGUUGAAUAGGUCAGUUUUUGUUGUUAAUUUCUGGUUUAACAAUAUUUAUAGCUGGAUUAGGUGCUAAUUUUGAAUUUGAUUUAAAAAAAAUUAUUGCUUUAUCAACUUUAAGUCAAUUAGGUUUAAUAAUAAGAAUUUUGUCUAUAGGAUUUUAUAAAUUGGCUUUUUUUCAUUUAUUAACUCAUGCCUUAUUUAAGGCUUUAUUAUUUAUAUGUGCAGGAGCUAUUAUUCAUAAUAUGAAUAAUUCUCAAGAUAUUCGUUUAAUAGGGGGUUUAGGAAUUUAUAUACCAUUAACUUCAGGUUGUUUUAAUGUAGCAAAUUUAGCUUUAUGUGGAAUACCUUUUUUAGCAGGGUUUUAUUCUAAGGAUUUAAUUUUAGAAGUUGUUUCUUUAAGUUAUAUUAAUAUAUUUUCUUUUUUUUUAUAUUUUUUUUCUACUGGUUUAACAGUUUGUUAUUCUUUUCGUUUAAUUUAUUAUUCAAUAACUGGUGAAUUAAAUUGUGGUUCUUUAAAUAUAUUAAGAGAUGAGGGUUGAAUUAUAUUACGGGGAAUAAGAGGUUUAUUAUUUAUAAGAAUUAUUGGAGGUAGAAUAUUAAGUUGAUUAAUUUUUCCAACUCCUUAUAUAAUUUGUUUACCAUCUUAUUUAAAAUUAUUAACUUUAUUUGUAUGUAUUUUAGGGGGUUUAAUUGGUUAUUUAAUUUCUAAUGUUUCUUUAUAUUAUUUUAAUAAAUCUUUAAAUAGAUAUUUACUAAGUUAUUUUUUUGGUUCAAUAUGAUUUAUACCUUUUAUUUCUACUUAUGGGAUUAUUAAUUAUCCAUUAAUUUUAGGGGGGGUUGUUUCUAAGUCUUUUGAUCAGGGUUGAUCAGAAUUUUUAGGAGGUCAAAAUUUAUACAAUCAUUUAGUUAAAUAUUCUCAAUAUAGAUAUUUUAUACAUAAUAAUAAUUUAAAAAUUUAUCUUAUAUUAUUUAUUUUAUGAAUUAUUUUCUUGUUUAGUUUUUUUUUAUUGUUUU